UGCAAAACCUCCCCCACACGUGCGUUGGUAGUAAACUUCCAGGCACAAUAUGAAUGGCAGGGAGUGUGUUGAGAGGAGGAGGGGGCGUGUGAUCUUAGCACAGGCUAAGAAAACAUGCCCGACUAUUGCAGGGGGUUUGUGUACCAGAAGGACUGGAAUAACGUGCGAUGGCGACAGCAGUGAAAGGAAGAUGUGUAGGUGGUGGUUGGUUGGGAAAUUGGUUCGGGGCUAUCUGUGAUGGCCCCCCAGUUUGCUCAUUGGCUUCUUCGUUUUAGUAGGUUUCAGGAGCAGGGUACCUGCUGGGUUGCUUGCUCUCGAGUGUACAUGAUAACCGGCAUAACUGGCCUUCACCUUCCUGCUGGAUUUUCUGGUAAAGAGUCUGGUGCAAGGCUUGGACUAACAACAGGUUGAGCACAAAAUGCGACAGAGUUGUUUCGAGGCACACGACAAGUGUUGUGGGACUAAAAGCUGGGCGAAUAAAACACAAGGGUGGUUGAUGCUGUCCCCUGGGAUGUUCACAAGCAGACAGGAACGGGGAGUGCGAGGUUUCCACUGUUUGGAUGCGUGGUUGAGUUGGGGACUCGUUCAAGGGAUUGCCAGGAUGCUUCCUUGGCCUUCAAAAAAAGUCGAGGAAAUGUGCGGUCGGGCCGCUCGGGGCUUUCGGUGAGAGGCGGAGGGUGCCGAUGCAUUUCCUGGCCCUUCACCGAGUGAGGAGCAGGAGUGGCACUUGGGUCGGACUUCUGAGCUCGGUGGAUGAGACCCGAUGGUAUAUGGGGGAGGGGGCUGCGAACAUUGCUUGGCAGGAAAGUAGGGAAGCGUCACCAUGACUGCGGGUGGGAGCGAGGUAGUCGCAGGGCGAAGGGACAGUAGGUGGUGCUGGUAAUGCCUGUUGAAGCGAAACUACGUGGAAGCAGGCAAAGCAUGUAGGCCAAGAGUAGUGCGAAUCCAUGAGAUUGUGUAUACGUUGUUGGCCCGAAAGCUGUCAGCAGCUGACAUUCCAACGCACACCCUAGGAAACCUGAAAUUGCAAAGGGAGAGUGAAGGGGCAUGCAAGUCACCCGGCGGUUUUUUGAUGGGGGUGAGCACUGUGAAAGCCCAGUAGUGUAAUCCCUGAAGCCGAUAUUUUUCUUUCCAUCAAUUUGCGGUACGAGGGAGGGAAACAAGUCUCAUGGUGGUCGAGGGAGGAGAUGAAUCCUGUCGACUUGGCGGAGCAGGCUGUGGAGGGUGGAGGCAACCUGUGCCAUGUAUGGAGGAUUUUGCCGGAGUGGCUACGAGGCUGACAAAGAGGGGGGGGGGGGGGGGGGGGGGGAAGGAAUGUGCUAGCGAAGGAAUGUGCUAGCGAGCCCUGAUGGAUUGCUAAAGGAAAUCCCAAAGCGACGUUGCACCAGCCGCGAUCGACUGCCUCGUUAAUUCCUUAGAAGCUACGACUGGUGAGGUUUGCUGAGAUGUUGGGCCAUGGCGGAGUGCGGGACAGACUGGGGACAGGGACCUGGUGCAUUCAUCAUGUGAGAAGGAAACUGGAGUUUUGCAGCGAUUGGUUCUAUUUUUGGAGUUGUGAACUUCGGCGGGAUGAUGGGUGUCGGAGAGGCUGGCAGAUGUGAUGAGAGAGCUGCAGUUUUGCAGUGAUUGAUUUCUUUUUAGAAUUGUGGAGUUUUGGAAGGCGAUUGGAGUCAGAGAGGAGGGCUUGAGAGGCCGUCUAUGGUCUGGGGAGAUGUUCUCUUUUCCUCGAAUCGAAUCAUGAUAAAUCAGCCUGGGGAAAUUUGCCCCACUGUUGUUGUCAAGCCAGGUGGGUCUGUGUAUGUCUUCUCACCAUUGAAGUAUAUGAUUCAAAGAGAGGUGAUGACCAGGUUUCCUGUCUUCUCGCUGCUCUUGUCCGUGCUCUGUGAUGCCGUGCUUGUCGUUUACUGCCGCCUGUACACAUCGUGUUCCUCUCACAACCUGCUUUUCUCUCUCUCUCUCUCGUUUGUCUUCCUUCUCCCCAUUCUUAGUGCCCCACUGUACCCUGGCCAUCAUGUCACUCGCUCUGAGCAAAAUAUUCUCUCGUCUGCAUCCCCAUCUGCUGGUCAUGGCUUCAUGCUGUUCGACCCUGUUGUCAUCCUAGUCAGCGCAUUCCAAACCCUCCCUUUGCCUUUUCUGUAUUCAGACCCUCCCAAGGCUCUUGUGAGGCAUGUGCAUUUCGAUGUCGUGGGGGGGUUGUGGUUUUGUGGGGUCUUCUCAUAUUAAUCACAGACCGUCUGACGCUGCAGUUUUAGCAGCUGGUGAAACCUAUUUUUCACCUAUUGCGACAGGCAGAAAGCCAAUGAAUGGAUGAUAGCCCAUGCGCAAGGCUCAUCUUUGUCGCUUUGAUUGCAGACCAUGCUCGUUCUGUGAUGGCCUUCUGUGUCACUGACACUGCAGUCUUAGGAGCUGGUGAAGCCUAUUGAUCACCCACCCUCUGAGGGGACGAUGUGAGGAGAGCUUGGGACUCUCACAACCUACACUGGUGGACCUGUUUGGUAUGCAUCUCUUGGCGAUGGGGCGCAAUCCGUUACGUGUGGGCAUGCGUGUCUGGAUGGAUCUGGGUAAAAGCAUGGGUGUGCAUGCACAGCCAAUGGAUAUUUGUCACAGCCCCUCGUUUGUUGUCCUCUUCUCCCUCUCUGCCUACGGUUUACCGGGCAGUUCUAUUUGACGAUAUAUAUAUAUCCUGAACGGAUGAUAGCCAAUGUGCAAGGAUGACGGAUGGUGAUGCUCACCGUGCUCUUCCUUGAGGGCAUUCUGUGUCAUCUAACACUGCAGUAUAAGGAGCUGGCGAAGCCUAUUAUGCACGCGUCUGGUGUAGGCAUAAAGCGAACGGAUGAUAGCCACCAAUUUGAAAGGACAACUGACGGAGAUGAGCAAACGAUGGAGCGAUGUUCAUUGGCUCAGUGAAAUUGAUGACCAUGUUCGUAUAGGGACUGAUUUGCACAGUUUAUGAAUUAAAAAGCUGUCAUGACUUGGGCACAAGCUUGCAUUCGCCUGUAUGGAUGAGUGUUUGGACAUUCGGAUACGUAAAUCCAAGUGGGAAGCAACGGGGUGUGUGGGUGGUAUCAGCACAUUUGUGACACUGUGGGUGGGUGUAUUGCCGGUGGUAAGGGGUGACAACUGUCCGUAGGGUUAGGUAGAUGGCAUGGCAGGGGCCUAACCAGUGUACACAAGCAGGCCGGUGAGGAUGUGCAUGAACAAGGGACAAAUGGGUGGUCGCAUAUAGUUCGUGGAAGUCCACGGUAUAUGAGAGUACUCCGCGGGAUGGACAGGGCUGACAUGCUGGUGAGAGCGUGCUGCACACAUGGAGGAGAAGAGAUGUGUGCGGAGGUGGAAGGUCAGUCAGUAGCGUAGCAUGUAGAUGGGUGUGGAGGGGCCCGUGGAUGGAUGGAUGGAUUGUUACGGAGGAUGAGUAUGGAGAGUGGGAGAGGCUCAGUUGAGCAUGGGCGGUCGGUCCAUUCACAGGAGAGUGAGAAAGGCUCAGUUGAGCAUGGGGGGUCCAUUGACAGGAGAGUGAGAGAGGCUCAGUUUAGCAUUGGGGGGGUUCCAUUCACAGGAGAGUGGGAGAGGCUCAGUUGAGCAUGGGGGGGUCCAUUCACAGGAUUAAGAGUGCACGUGUGUCGGAGACCGAAGGUGAAGGGGGGUGCUUCCUCAAAGACUGACGAUGAAAAAGCGUACAGGAUGACAGUUGUGGCUACAGUAUGGUUAGAUAAGAGUAGUUGGAAGUGACCACAGAGUGUGGAUUUACACUGGCAGGAGCAAAAUGGUGGGUAUGUAGGGGUUCAGGCCUAAGGGUGGAGGGGACUGAUGAUCAAGGGUACAGAAUGACCAAUUGGAUUCAAUACAAUUAGAUGAGUAGUUGCGAGUGACCGCCGAGUUUCGACUUACAGUGGCAGGGAGGGGGGUGAACAGCCAUGCAGAGGUGGACGGGCUCAGGUGACCACGCAGGAGCAAGGGGGUGGCACGUUAGGUGGUGGGUGAAGGGUACACAGCCAGGGUUUGGUCUUCAUUGUGUACACUGGAACGGACGGAAGAGGAAUGCGAUCUGGGAUUUCUGAGUGAAUCGACGUGGGCUUGUGUCUUGUCCAUGAAGGAAGAUCCCAGGCAGGAGCAGGGAUGUGCUUGUGCAGACCUUUGCUUCCAACUCCAGCCGCGACAAUUUUCAUUGGCCAACCACAAGUGGCUCACACUAUGGUUCUUGAUUCUUUUCAGAUUGCGGCAGCGAUGUGAGGUUGCUUGCUAAUGCCUCCCUUUGUUUUGAACCCAGUCUAGCGUUUCUGCCGACAUCAGAUACAUCAGAUACAUCAGAUACAUGGCGUCCGUCUCAUGCAAUCUGUCUGCGCACCUUCUCGAGCAUGAUUGCUCCCAAGGAAUAGCCCUGGUGUCCCUGGCGUCUGAGAUUGUGUUUGUGAGAGGCAGUUCUCUCAACCCCUCCCUGCAAUUUGGAAAACUGCCAUCUCGGCUAUGUGUCGAAGCCGUAGUGCUGGAUGUGCACUCUUUCGGUCUCCUCCGUUCUUUUUGUGAUAUAUCCGGUCGGCAAGCAGAGGCUUUAUCCGUCUCUCAAGUUGUACCAUUUUUUUGUUUCUGUUUUUGCUUUCUACUCCCUCUCGCGUUUCCGUAUCAGUUGGCUUGCCCUCUGACGAGCGAGCAAGGCAGCAGUUAGUUCCGUGCCCCCUGCCAUGCUUGUGCACAAAUUGUGCUGUGCUUUUCCUUCCGGGAGGGAAUUCUCUUUCCAAAUUUCCAGCGAGGUCCCAAUUUGCUUUGUAACUCUAUAGGCUCUUUCUCUCACUGGUCUGCACAGCUAACAGGCGGUACUCGUCAGGUUCAUGUACACGAUAGGGAUAGGAUUGACGAAACCAGCAAGAGUGGUGGUUUGGCUAAAGAAGGAGAGCAGGGAAAGAUUGGAGCAGGGCUUGGUCAAUCACCACCAAAUGGACGAGAGACUUGUCGGAUUUGUGCUACAUGGCGUGGAUGUCAUCCAGAGUGUAAUCUUUUCAUCGUCUUGAGUUCAUGCAUGUUUCCGUAGUCUCCAGUUCAUGCCAUCUUGUGGUACGAGGGCUUUGUCCUUGCUGAGCUUUGUCCAUUUGCACUGCGGAUGGUGGCCGGGAUGGGAUGGGUGGCGACCGAGUUCGCAUGCGUUCCAUUAUAUUGCCCACUUGCCUG
Molecule: messenger RNA, 5163 nt
Organism: Chara braunii
Lineage: Eukaryota; Viridiplantae; Streptophyta; Charophyceae; Charales; Characeae
Source: the annotation of a GenBank genome assembly